AUGCGCGCACGCAUGGGGCAGGCGCGGGGCAGCAGGGGUGCAGGGGGACACAAGGGGGAAAGCAGCAGACUCGCAGAGAAAGAGGAGGGGGAAAUGAGCGGAAUGUGUGGGGCAGAGGGGAAGGGGAUUGGAGGGAUGAGGGGGGAUGCGUGGGGUGGUGUGAGCGCGGUUGACUGCCACUUGCUCUUCCCGCCCGUUCCCCGCUCCCGCCAUGCCUCUGCCUCUCGCACUCACGGCGCUGCCACGCACUCAUGCCAUCUCACUCUCCACUCGCGCACUCACCCUGCCAACCCGCGCACAACGCACGCUCUUGCCGCCACUCGCGACUUGCGCCGCACGACUGCCGGGCAGGCGGGCGGCGAGCGCCACGAUACGCGCGCAGGCGAAGCACGCAGGGGUGGUUGGGGGGAGCGGGGCGCUCAUGGGCGGGUAGAGUGGGUGCGGUGCGCGCGGGCAGGCGCGAGGCACCUCGCAUCACUCCGCAGCAGCGUCCCGCGCAUCCGUCCGCGAGUGGCGGGCGCUGCCAAUGGCGCUGGCGCGGGAAUGCGCGCCUCUCGCGCACCUCGUCAAGCGCGCAGCUGCCGCUUCAGUGGCGCCCACGCGGCUGCAGGCGCGGCUGGCGGGAGGGCGGUGCGCGCACGCAGGCGAGGCGCGCAGCAGCCGCGCGCACCGCGCGACGUCGCUAGCGCUGGACGAACGCGGCACGAGCCAUCCGUGGCAACGAACGCGCAUCCACUGCACCGCGACACCGCAACAUGA
This is a messenger RNA of Closterium sp. Naga37s-1, 759 nucleotides long. Lineage: Eukaryota; Viridiplantae; Streptophyta; Zygnematophyceae; Desmidiales; Closteriaceae. The record is from the annotation of a GenBank genome assembly.